AUGCCAGUGUUCAGUGGGGUGUUGAAGGUGCGUGUGUGUGAGGCGGUGGAUUUGAAGCCCACCCCCUGGGCACUCCGCCAUGCAGGGGGGAAGAACUCAUCCUCAUUCCUCCUGGACCCCUACCUCACCCUCAACCUGGACCAGACCCACCUGGGACAGACCUGCACCAAGAACAGAAGCAACUCACCUGCAUGGAACCAGGACUUUACAGCCCAGAUGACGGACGGACGGAAAUUGGAGAUGUCAGUGUUCCAUGAUGCACCAAUCGGAUAUGACGACUUUGUGGCUAACUGCACCAUACAGCUGGAGGACAUUCUGCAGAACGGCAGCACACACUACCAGGCCUGGGUUGAUUUAGAACCAGAGGGGAAGGUCUAUGUGAUUAUCGAUCUGUCAGGAUCUUCUACUGAAGCCAAUGAGAAUGAGGAGCGUGUGUUCCGAGAGCGGAUUGGUCCUCGGCGGCGGCAGGGGGCCGUCCGGAGGCGUGUUCACCAGGUUAACGGACACAAGUUCAUGGCCACGUAUCUACGGCAACCGACCUACUGCUCACACUGCCGAGACUUCAUCUGGGGAGUACUCGGAAAGCAGGGUUACCAAUGCCAGGUGUGCACAUGUGUGGUCCACAAGCGCUGCCAUGAGCACAUCAUCACCAAGUGUGCCGGGAUGAAGAAGCAGGAGGACACACCAGAGGAGGUUGGUGCCCAGAGGUUUAGUGUCAACAUGCCUCAUAAGUUCAGCAACCACAACUACAAGGCCCCUACCUUCUGUGACCACUGUGGAUCUCUACUAUGGGGACUAAUGAGGCAGGGCCUGCAAUGCAAGGUGUGUAAGAUGAAUGUCCACAAGAGGUGUGAGGCCAACGUAGCUCCCAACUGCGGGGUGGAUGCCAAAGGCAUCGCCAAAGUCCUGGCUGAAAUGGGAGUCACCCCUGACAAGAUCUCCACUACCGCACAGCGCAGGAAAAAGUUACCCCCAGGGUUAGACUCCCAGUCACCUUCAGAACUCUCAGACGAGCUUCCCCUCACCUCACCCUCACAGCAAGAGCUGUCCGAGUUGGAGCGGCUACAACCGGGGACGUCGCUAGAGAUGCAAGGUUCUCCCUCCUCCUCCACAUGCUCCUACGCCUCCUCUACCUCACGGGAGAACGGAGCAGUGAGGAGGACUCUCAAAGACUUCAGUUUCAUUAAGGUCCUGGGGAAAGGAAGCUUUGGAAAGGUGAUGUUAGCAGAGCUGAAAGGCAGUGAGGAGGUGUUUGCCGUGAAGGUGUUGAAGAAGGAUGUGAUCCAGCAGGAUGACGAUGUGGACUGCACCCUGACAGAGAAGCGCAUCCUGGCCCUGGCACGCACACACCCCUACCUCUGCCAGCUCUACUGCUGCUUCCAGACCCGGGACCGUCUGUUCUUCGUGAUGGAGUACGUGAACGGAGGAGACCUGAUGUUUCAGAUCCAACGCUCCAGGAAGUUUGACGAGGCUCGCUCUCGCUUCUACGCUGCUGAAGUUACCUCCGCACUCAUGUUCCUGCACCGCAACGGGGUCAUUUACAGGGAUCUGAAGUUAGAUAACAUAUUGUUGGAUGCAGAGGGACACUGUAAGCUGGCAGACUUUGGCAUGUGUAAGGAGGGCAUCAUCAAUGGAGUCACCACCACCACAUUCUGUGGCACGCCUGACUACAUAGCCCCUGAGAUCCUGCAGGAGCUGGAGUACGGUCCAUCAGUGGACUGGUGGGCUCUGGGAGUGUUAAUGUAUGAGAUGUUGGCUGGCCAGCCUCCGUUUGAAGCAGACAACGAAGACGACCUGUUUGAGUCUAUCCUCCAUGACGAUGUCCUCUACCCCGUCUGGCUCAGCAAGGAGGCUGUAUCCAUCCUCAGAGCUUUUAUGACAAAGGCUCCAGCCCAGAGGUUAGGGUGUGUGUUGUCUCAGGGCUGCGACGAGGCCAUUAAGAAACACUCAUUCUUCAAAGACAUCGACUGGACCCUGCUGGAGCAGAGACGACUCAAACCCCCCUUCAAACCACGCAUUAAGACGAGGCGUGAUGUGAAUAACUUUGACGAGGACUUCACCAGAGAAGACCCAGUGUUAACUCCCACAGACGAGGCUGUUAUCAGACAGAUCAACCAGGAGGACUUUAAAGGCUUCUCUUUCUGUGCAGAGAUACAGACAUGAGAACUCUACGGUUUACGUGUGUGUAUAAAGCCUGUGUUGAUUGGUUACAAAGUGUUGUGUCUGUAGAGAAGUCUGAAGCAUGGACCGGUGCUACUGGUUACUAUUAUUAUUACUGUCCACUGUAGUGAGAAAAACUAUACCUGGGGUCAAGUACAUCUGUCAAAUACAUUCGUAAAAUACCUGUGUUGUGCUUUAUUUGGUUUGUCUGGUACAAAGGAACCAAUAGAAUAGUCCCAAAAUUGCAAACUCCAAUGUGAAAGAAACGCACCGCCUGACCCUGAUUAUAUAUAUUUUAUCGGUGUGUUUAUUUCUUGGCUGGAUAUGUAUUGUAUUGUUUAUUUUCUUGACUGGAGAUGUAUUUGAUUGGUUAAUAUUGUUUUGUUUGUACAGUUUGUUUCAUUUGCUUAUGCGUCAGUGUCCCACUGGUUCAUUUCAGCUACUUUCACCCAAUCAGAGACGAGUAGUCCUCAAUGUAGUACAGACUACCUCACUCUCACACUCCGUGUGUGU
Salvelinus namaycush (lake trout) is the source of this 2673-nucleotide messenger RNA. RefSeq names its product protein kinase C epsilon type-like. The transcript is spliced from 16 exons. Gene Ontology annotation, molecular function: diacylglycerol-dependent serine/threonine kinase activity; ATP binding. Gene Ontology annotation, biological process: protein phosphorylation. Bases 1 to 2163 code for a protein of 720 amino acids. The record is from RefSeq and is a predicted model, not a curated record. NCBI's taxonomy places the organism in Eukaryota, Metazoa, Chordata, Actinopteri, Salmoniformes, Salmonidae.